This is a messenger RNA of Striga asiatica, 525 nucleotides long. NCBI's taxonomy places the organism in Eukaryota, Viridiplantae, Streptophyta, Magnoliopsida, Lamiales, Orobanchaceae. The record is from the annotation of a GenBank genome assembly.
AUGAAUAAAGACAAACAGCACAAUAAUAUAGAGAGAGUUCAAAUUCUGUCACAAUUCAACCAAAUCAUUUUUCUUACAAGAUCGGCCACCGUUGAUGCUGACGAGCCUGUCCACGGCACGUCAAUCGAUAUAUUUCUCGUCUCGAUCUCCUCUCGAUUUUUCUCCGUCUCGUCUGUUGUUACGAUCGGAGUCGAAAAAGAUUCUUCGAGGCCCGUUUUGCCCUCAAGAAUGCUUACAACCGACGACAUGUUGGGCCUUUCUGCAGCCACGGCAUGCGUGCAGAGGAGGGCCAAGUGGAUAACCGUCAUUGCCUCUUGUUCGUUGAAGUUCGAUUCUAAUCUCGAGUCGACUAGCUGGAUUAAUCCCGGCAAUUCGUGUGCUUAUAUGGGUAUUAUCCUCCUCGUCGAGCUUGGCAAGACCGAAAUCAGAUAUCUUGGGCACAAGAUUUUUAUCGAGAAGCACGUUCGUGGCUUUGAUGUCACGGUGCACGAUUUUCAGUCGAGACUCUUCAUGCAGAUAAGCUAA